UUUUUGUUAAGUUUAAUUUUACACAGAAAAAUGUCAAAAUUAUUAGUAUUCGAUUUUAUCCAAACCAUCCAUUUACAGCUUAGAGAUAACUUUAAAAACGUAGUCAAAGCUAGAAAUAUUAGUUACUCCGUGGGUACACUGCACAAACAUCACACAAAUUUCUCUUCAGAGCUGGAAAAGACCAUAAAUUCGGAGAUUAAUUUUAAUAAUAUCAGCAACCUUAUAAAGUUUGUCCGACAACAUAGCAAGUGGUACCGAGAUAAUGACUGUAUUAAUCGCCACUAUUUUAACUACAUAUUGCUGGAUCCUCGAGUUACAAAUAAUCUAAGAGAACGGGCCAGUCAUCUUCAUCUAAUGGAUGUUUGGUAUACCUUUCUAAGAGCCAUAUUCUAUGUAGGCAAAGGCAAGGCCACCCGCCCCUAUGUUCACUUAAAGAAUGCCCAGAAACUGGUAGAUGAAACCAACAGGCUUACAUUAGUAAAGGACCCCAAACUGGCCUUAAUUGUGUCCAUAUGGAAGUCGAAUCGUGGAGUCUUACUAACCCGCGCAUUUCAGGGAAUCUCGUCACAAGAUGCGCAAACUCGUGAGGCAUCCAUCAUAGAUGCUCUCGGUAUGAAUCAUUUGACUAACCGGCGAUUGGGUGUUUACUGUGGUCGAGCUCGAAGUUUAUCGAAUAAGGAGAGAAAAUAUCUGGGGAUAGCUUUACUUUACAAAUUGAUGAUGAAAUUUCUGGCAACAAAAGAGAAAGAAAUUGUUCCUCUAAACAACACCAAGGUCUACGCUAUUAGUGAACGGCUUAGUCUUCCCUGCCCACCGAGCCUGGAUCGCGGUGGAAAGUACGACUUCUCGCACGUGCUGGACUUUUGUACCCAGCUUGUGGCAUUGGUGGUCACCCCGGUCAAGGACAAUGCUAGCUACGCCCAGGAUUACAAUACGGUGGAUGUGCCAAUCGAUCGCAGCAAUAUCAUUCCGAACAGACUAAGUUUUAAUCUAAAUGCCUUUCGUAAUCUCAAGACGCUCAAAUUUUCGGCCUUGUCCACCGAAAACAUUGUGGACAUCGAGCUUCUAAAGCCGACUCUCCAGACAAUCUGUGUUCAUAACACGACCAUACAGAACAUAAACCAAGUCCUGCUUUGCGACAAUCUACACAAGCACUGUGAUGUGCCAAGCCUGCUGCCAGAGACUAUCCUUGCUUCCACCUCCGGAUCCGGUUCCGCCACUUCAAAUGGUAGUGCCUUGGUCAGUGCGGAUUCGUGGAAAGAGAUAACAGAACUAGAUCUGACAGGCAAUCUGCUUACCCAAAUCGAUGGCAGUGUAAGAACAGCUCCAAAACUCAAGAGCCUAAUCCUUGACCAGAAUCGAAUACGGACCGUCCAAAACCUGGCCGAACUUCCCCAACUCCAGUUGCUUUCGCUAUCUGGGAAUCUUAUAGCAGAGUGUGUAGACUGGCAUUUGACGAUGGGAAACCUAGUCACUCUAAAGCUAGCUCAAAACAAAAUCAAGACUCUGAGUGGUCUGCGAAAACUGCUUUCACUGGUUAACCUGGACCUUAGUUCGAAUCAGAUCGAGGAGCUUGAUGAAGUUAAUCAUGUUGCCAAUCUUCCGCUUCUAGAGACUCUUCGCCUUACUGGAAAUCCGCUUGCGGGCAGUGUGGACUAUCGCUCUCGCGUCUUGGCUCGAUUUCACGAACGUGCUGCUGAAAUAUCUUUGGACAACGAGCCUGGUAAUCAGCAGGAGUUAGAUACUGCUUUGGUUUUGUCCGCCCUUCUGCAAUCAAAGCAACGUCAGCAACAAAAGUGAUCCCUUUCACAGAAAGGGUAUCGAUUCCAUAUAUAGAAAAAUCUCCGCAAGAAAUUAUGGUUACAAAAGUAUUUCUUUUUUGGUUAUUUUUUUCAACUAAACCUUGUCUAGAAAUAUUUUUUUCUUAAGGUUGUGGACUUUAAACAGCUUAAAGAUUUCUUUCAAGAAUAUUUCCCAUGUUAGCCGUAAUUUUAAUUUAUUUAAAGUGUUUUGUAAAUUUCAGUAUGUUUUGUAAAUUGUAAUAUGUUUUCAGCCAAACUUUAUUUGAAUAUGUUUUAUCAUUUCUGUCCACCUCGAUGUGCAAUAAUUCAAUGCUCACCUACAACAAAA
Molecule: messenger RNA, 2130 nt
Organism: Drosophila yakuba
Lineage: Eukaryota; Metazoa; Arthropoda; Insecta; Diptera; Drosophilidae
Product: nischarin
Exons: 3
Coding region: 31-1800 (589 amino acids)
Cellular component (GO): cytoplasm
Molecular function (GO): phosphatidylinositol binding; protein kinase binding; endonuclease activity
Source: RefSeq, a predicted model, not a curated record